AUGUUCUGCAUAAUCGUUAUUUUAUCAUUAUUUUCUAUUGUACAAUCUGUUUAUAUUGGUAAAAUGGAAAAUAAUACAAUGGUUGCCACAAUCAAUACAACAUUGGUUAAUGUAACUCUCGAGCAAUGCACAUGUGCAUUAUUGUUAACAUUAAACCAAUCACUUACUGUUGCUUUAAAUUAUUUUCACAUGAAUCAGACUUGUCAACUAUUCAGUUAUAACUCUACUUCGAUUUGGAUAACAUCAAAUGUUCGCUGUACUUUCAAGUUUAUCAAUCGAACAUCAAUACUAAUACAAAGUUUCCAAUCCGAUAGUAAGUUCAACACAUAUAUAUCCCAAUCAGUUGUGACAACCGCAGCAAUACAAUAUUCUUCUCUUUUGUUCCAAGGAUCAACAUCAACAACAACUACGACUCAGACGACGUCGACCACCGCAGCUCAAUUUAAUUUGACAUUUUCGCUGCAAGUUGCGUAUCCAACGGGAAUUAGUUCAUAUCCGGCACCUGUUUUUGUCGCUGAUGUCAAUCAAGACAAUAACUUGGACAUCAUUGUUGGAAACUUUGGAUCUGAUACGAUUGGCAUUUUCUUGAAUACCGGAACUGGUACAUUUCGUUCCCCAAUAAAUUAUAUAUCUGCAACUGGGUACAUUUCCAAUCCUAAUUCUUUGUCGGUGACUGAUGUUAAUGGUGACAACACGCCCGAUAUUAUUGUUGCAAAUCAAGGAGCUGAUAAUGUUGGUGUUUUCUUUAACAUUGGUAAUGGUACAUUUAUUUUUUCGUCAACAUAUUCAACUGGAAGUAGUUCAUAUCCGGCGUGUGUGUCAGUCUCUGAUAUUAACAAUGACCAGAAGCCCGAUAUUGUCGUUGUCAAUUUUGGUACUGAUAAUAUCGGUGUGUUGCUUAAUUUUGGAAAUGGUACGUUUCGUCCUCAAAUAUUAUAUUCAACUGGUUCUAAACCACAAAGCGCGUAUAUACUGGACGUCAAUGGAGAUGAUAAGCCAGAUAUUAUUGUUGGAAAUUACGGUGAUGGUAAUGUUGGCGUUUUUAUCAACUAUGGCAAUGGUACGUUUCGUUCUCAAGUAUCUUAUUCGACUGGAGGUAAUUCGAAACCGUAUUCUGUGUUUGUUGAAGACAUGAACAGCGAUGGAAAGUUUGAUAUUAUUGUCGCAAAUAGUGGCAAUCGCAAUGUAGGCGUUCUAUUUAGCUAUGGUAAUGGAACAUUUCGUUCUCAAAUAACUUAUUCAACUGGAAGUGGUUCGAGUCCGUAUUGUGUAUUUGUCAAUGACAUGAAUAACGAUGGAAAACUUGAUAUUAUUGCCGUAAAUCGUGGCACAAACAACGUUGGAAUUUUCCUGAACACCGGCAAUGGCACAUUUCUUUCCCAGCAAACCUUUGCAGUUGGCUCACAGCCGUUUUCAUUGUUUGUGGCUGACAUUAAUUUCGAUAGUAAAUCCGAUAUUGUCGUAACAAACCUAGGUAGCGACAAUGUUGGAGUCUUACUGGCCAAUUGGUAUUAA
This is a messenger RNA of Adineta ricciae, 1515 nucleotides long. The record is from the annotation of a GenBank genome assembly. NCBI's taxonomy places the organism in Eukaryota, Metazoa, Rotifera, Eurotatoria, Adinetida, Adinetidae.